Nicrophorus vespilloides is the source of this 1617-nucleotide messenger RNA. It is a transcript of the gene Mtl, whose product is annotated as ras-related C3 botulinum toxin substrate 1. Lineage: Eukaryota; Metazoa; Arthropoda; Insecta; Coleoptera; Silphidae. The record is from RefSeq and is a predicted model, not a curated record. The transcript has a single exon. Gene Ontology annotation, molecular function: GTP binding; GTPase activity. Bases 17 to 466 code for a protein of 149 amino acids. Gene Ontology annotation, biological process: small GTPase-mediated signal transduction.
UAAUUAUUCAGCCCCGAUGGUGGUGGAUGGGAUCUCGGUGAGCUUAGGUCUGUGGGAUACGGCGGGACAGGAGGACUACGAUCGCCUGAGACCGUUGUCCUACCCGCAAACGGACGUGUUUCUCAUCUGCUUCAGCGUCGCAUCACCAUCCUCCUUCGAGAACGUGACCUCCAAAUGGUACCCAGAGAUCAAGCACCACUGUCCGGACGCGCCCAUGAUCCUCGUAGGGACGAAAAUCGAUUUGCGCGACGACAGGGAAACCUUGAGCGCUCUGGCGGAGCAGGGUCUCAGCCCCAUCAAGAGGGAGCAGGGCCAGAAGCUCUCCAACAAGAUCAGAGCCGUGAAGUACAUGGAGUGCUCGGCGCUGACGCAGCGGGGUCUGAAGCAGGUCUUCGACGAAGCCGUCAGGGCCGUCCUCAGGCCCGAACCGCAAAAGCGCCGUCAACGUAAAUGUCUCCUCAUGUAAAAUCAAAGCAGAAAUAGAAGAAGAAAGGGAAAACCAAUCGAAAAGAAGCAAACUUUGUAAGCAACCUCGAUUGCAUUUCAACUUCGAAAAACUUUAUACAAUCAUCAUCAUCCUCUCUAUUCUUAUCUUUUGCAGGUGCGGACUGAAUCUUGAGCGGACAUCGUAUAUAGAUAAGUGCUGUCAUUCACAACAAAUGGCAUAAGUCAAUAUAUAGUUAUUUUUUAAAAGAAACGUCCUAUAUAUAUUUAUGGAUCCGAUAUUUCGAAUUAAUUUUAUACAUACAUAUUAUAUAUAUAUUUAUAAGGUAAUUGUUGCAUUUGCUUCUACACAAAUUCCAAAAAAAAAACAAAAAUCACGAAUCUUUCCUUAUACUCGAACAAACACGAAAAUUAAAAAAAAAACGAAACGGGAUGAAGACGGGCGCAGCAGCAAAGAGAUGAAACAAAACAAAAAGAGUUCUAAUUUGAAAACGUAGAGAGGCUAUUUAUAUUUUUUUAACGUAACUAAACGAAAUAUUUUUAUACGUCAAUUAUAAUCUUGUGGAAAACAAAAAAAAAGUUGGAGCGUUUAAUAUGUUUUGUUGUUAUUAAUCCUUUGUUGUUCUUAACGAAAAGUGCUCAUUCUUUUUUGAUUUCGUUCAGUUUGAUACGUAAUUAUGUGCCAUUCAUUUUUUUGGAAUUGUUGUAUAUAUAUUUCUAUAUAUAUAUACGAAGGUGUCUAUGAACUGGCGAUUUGCGCUUUGAAUUUCUUUUAAACUCUAUUUUUGCGUUCUUUCCAAAGAUGUGAAACUGGGCGAUGGAUGCAAUUGUUUUCCAGUUCCUCACCAUCGUCCCACUUUAUAUUUUCUUACGCAAAUCAAUGAUGCAUUGUGAUUAGAAGAAUUGACUAGUGUUCUAUUAUAAAGUAUAUAUAUAAACCUGGUGUAUCAACGAUAUUAUUGUAACAUAACUAAAAACGUUGUUGGACGAUUACAAAUUGAUACAAAAAAAACCUACACAAAAGUCGCACGAGAAUCAAUCAAAAAAUUAGAGAAACGAAGAAAGAGCGCAACUUUUUUUGUAUCAAUUGUCAUUCUCUAAUUAUAUAUAUAUAUAUAAUUAAGUAGCUUGGCUUUUGGAUUGAAUGAAAUGCGAAUCGAUGGAGAAAGAAAG